AGUAUAAUAACCCUUUUUUUUUAAAUUUUUCGUCAAUCUAUCGUCUCCGGACGCAACUGCCGACAGUCCCUUCUCUCUCUCGCUCUCUUUCUCUCUCUCACAUUCGUUUCGAUCGAAGGUAGAAGAAGCAGGUGAACUCGAGAGCUCGUUUGAUCUCGCUCUGUACUUUGGGUUGCUGCAAGGGCAAUAUGUCAGGCAUGGAGGAUGUCAAAGAUCAUGAACGUGUGGAUGGAGAUGUCACAGAGGACUCAGAAAAAGCCAUGCCAACACCCCAACAGGAGGAGGAAGCUGUUAAGAAUAAGUAUGGAGGAAUUAUGCGUAAGAAACCACCACUGAUUUCUAAGGACCAUGAACGUGCUUACUUUGACUCUGCUGAUUGGGCUCUGGGGAAGCAAGGUGUAGAGAAGCCCAAAGGACCACUUCCACUUCGACCUAAAUUGCAGCCAACACAACAGCAAACUAGAUACCGAAAAUCUCCUUAUGCCCCAUCAGAUGGUGAAGGAGGGAAUGCUCCAUCCGAGGAUGCAUCUGCAAAUGAAUGAGAGGAUAUUGUUGUUGGUCUUUCGAUAUUGUGAGAACUUCUGAUUCGCAUGCUAAUAGCUGAAUAGGUGAUGAGUGCAUUUGUGUUGUUUCAUUAAAAUUGCCGAAAAUGUUUGAACUUUUGUUAAGAAAAAAGAAAAACAACUUCGGUCUGUUGCAACUAUACUUUCAAGAGUCGAAGCUUUUUAUCCAUCUUAUUCCUGAAGCACAAUGUAUUUUUUUUCCCCUCUGGAUUACGAGCAAAGAACUUGCAGAUUAGAUUUAAUAUUAUUUUUUCUUUAUUCCUCAAA
Camellia sinensis is the source of this 830-nucleotide messenger RNA. RefSeq lists its product as uncharacterized. The record is from RefSeq and is a predicted model, not a curated record. Gene Ontology annotation, molecular function: protein phosphatase inhibitor activity. Gene Ontology annotation, cellular component: cytoplasm. Lineage: Eukaryota; Viridiplantae; Streptophyta; Magnoliopsida; Ericales; Theaceae.